Molecule: messenger RNA, 940 nt
Organism: Rhincodon typus (whale shark)
Lineage: Eukaryota; Metazoa; Chordata; Chondrichthyes; Orectolobiformes; Rhincodontidae
Gene: npy
Product: neuropeptide Y
Exons: 4
Coding region: 131-424 (97 amino acids)
Biological process (GO): neuropeptide signaling pathway; feeding behavior
Cellular component (GO): extracellular region
Molecular function (GO): neuropeptide hormone activity; neuropeptide Y receptor binding
Source: RefSeq, a predicted model, not a curated record
UAAAAAGCAUGACUUGUCAAUAGCUUCUCAGACUCAAAAAGACGGCGACCAGCCAGAGACGCACAGAGAACAGCGACAGCUCCUUGUCUGGUUCCCAACAGCUUCCUCCGACCGUCUGCUGACCUGAAACAUGCAGGGCAACAUGAAGUUUUGGCUGGGAGUGUCCACCUUUGCAUUUUGCUUGCUGAUCUGCAUAGGAACUUUUGCCGAGGCUUACCCGUCCAAGCCGGACAACCCCGGAGAAGGUGCUCCUGCUGAGGACUUGGCUAAAUACUACUCCGCAUUGAGGCACUACAUUAACCUCAUUACCAGGCAGAGGUAUGGAAAGAGAUCUAGCCCUGAGGCUCUGAUCACUGAUCUGCUGCUGAGGGACAACUCAGAAAGUUUUCCUAAAUACAGGUAUGAUGAGCCUUCCAUGUGGUGAUUGAAAAUAAAGAUUUUAUUUAACGGGAGCCACAUUUUAACAUCCAUUGGCGUGGAAAUGCAACAUUCUCCAUGUUCUAAAGACCCUCAUUUUAUAUUCAAAGACAGCCAAUGCAUGAAACCAUCAUUGAACCUGUAGAUUUUUCUUUCUUGCAGCACAUAUUGUAUAUAAAGUUUAUUUAAAUAAAAUAUAUCUUCACUGAAUAUGUAAUGCAUUAUAAGGGUGAUAAAGAAAUUAUUCCUUUUAUGGGAAGGACUGGUUUGUGCUAUUAAAGUUCAGUAAUGAAACAGUACAACCUAAAUGGAGAUGUGUAUAAACUUAUCUAACCAUAACAUGAAACUAAACGAGAAAACUAUGAUUUGUCAACAUUAUCUAUUAAUAGCAUUUGUGAACUUUGUAGAAUUGUUUUCUGUAUCAUACUGCACUGCAACUCUUUUGAAUUAUAAAUGAGUUUUCACAAGAGUGUACUUAACCAACAUCAAAAUACAUAAUACUUCAACAUAACCUCUAAAUACA